Messenger RNA from Mollisia scopiformis, 1122 nucleotides. RefSeq lists its product as uncharacterized. Bases 493 to 1056 code for a protein of 187 amino acids. The record is from RefSeq and is a predicted model, not a curated record. The transcript has a single exon. NCBI's taxonomy places the organism in Eukaryota, Fungi, Ascomycota, Leotiomycetes, Helotiales, Mollisiaceae.
CGAAGAGCUGUAUUUGACAGGCUUGUUUAGCUAAUGUUCGAGCACGUCAUUUGUCUAGCAAUUGCAAAGCCUGAUUGGGUUUCUGUACGCUUAUCUUUGUUUUGAGAUGUGCAUGUCGAUUUAUUCGAUAAGAAUACUUACAAUGCAGAAGUCAUCUUCAGCCACCGCUCUCCACCGAAUCAUUCCAUAUAUGAGCUAGAUGUGGCAUCUAUCACUUCCUCGGCAUCAAAAGAUGACUCAGCUUGUUGCAGACUUUCAGACCUUUUUGGGUAUCUUUCCUUACUGUACUCAUUCUCUUGUAUCCGCGUAUCUCGAGACUAAUAAAUCACGGACAUCGAUUUGCAUCUUCAUGUUCAACUAAAACGUUAAGACAAUUACACAGAUGGCAUUAUAUAACCAAAGCGGCAACGGACUAAAUCACGAUUGCUGCCCAAACCGGACAACAAAGCCUCUUCUCCAGGACGAAUGCGGUGGUCGUCAGGUUGCAAGCACAUGCUUUUGAUGGAUGUGCUGCAAGGUCAUGCAUCUCAACACAUUUCGGCUGCAAGGCUACUGCUUUUCACGCCACCUUAUCUCUCUCUACGAUUCCGUGCAUGGCGCCACUAUUCGGACAUGCAGCGCCGCUGGUCUCGCAGCCUUUCAUUCUCUCGAUGUUCCUCUGUUCUUGAGACAAGUGCUAUCGCGUAUCGUGGGCACCUCUCAGCCACGUUCCUUGGAGGGGUCUCUGGCUUACGCAGCAAGGUCCUCGACAGCCUCGCGACCCCUCGAUGGUGUCGCGUCUGUCGAGUGUGUCCCGCGUCAUCAAAUCCCGGUGCGCGCGAAUUCGAUAUCUUUUCUCAUCUCUGUCUCAUAUUCCUUUUGAUGGUAUGCGGUCAGAAACGCCAUUCGGAAACAGCAAGCGGCCUCCGCGGUCAGCACGGCAUACCGACCGGGUUUGUCUCUUCCUCAGGUAUCUUACCCAGUAUAGUGUCCAACUUCGCCGCAAUGUCUAUCGAGGACCGACAUCAAUUGGUGUGUUGGACGUUGAGCCCUUCUUGCCUUAGGUCAAAGGAGUAAGUACGGACUUCCUGGGGCAGGCGAGGAUAUAAAUACAGGCACGCAAGACGGAGCGGGAGAUUUAUG